UUUAAAUCAAAUGAGCAGUCGUCGUCGCUGUCUCCUUAGGCCUACCUCGUCGUGCUGCUUUCUAAUUCAAGUGUUUGCUUGUCACACCGGAGAUUGAGUGCUUAAUUGAUGAUACGCUGAUAUGGAUGCAGUGGAAGCGGGCCUUCGAGCAUGGGAGGAGAAGAAAAAGGAGAGCAUGCAAAAACUUUUCGGCAACGAUAAGCAGAAGCAGAAUGACAAGGCCAGAGAGAAAAAUAUGAACGGGAAGAAGAAUGCUAGAAAACUCCCAAAAUAUCUUGACAAUCCCACCUCCGUCUUCCCUCCGAAACAGACCGCCACGUCCAUACCCACAGCACCAAUUCCCAAUCUCAAUCCAUACCCACGCAUAGCUUCACCUUCAAUCCCGGUGCACUUCAACUCGAAAGGCGAAUUUAUCUUCCCUCACCCACUCGUACAGACGAUCCCCAAUCCACCACAGAUGAUCGCCCCCUGCAGCAUCCGCAUGUGCAUGCGCUUCGGCUGUGGCUCGAUCUUGACGCCGCGAAAUUCGACCGAUGAAGACGUGUUUUGCGGGAGGUGCAGACCUUUGGCUGCAGUGGGACAGUUCCCCAGGACCGUGAAGCACCGGCGCGCGUUUGAUGUGGACGGGCUUCUCAUUUCGACGAAAAAGAAGAGGGAGGGAGUCGCUGGAAGGUCGAAGGAUUCGCCGAUCGUUAUUCCGGAUGAUGCUUCAGGUGCUAAUGAAAGCGCUCGGAUGCCUGACGAUCUAUCGUAUCCCGAGCCUGAGGUGACUAUACACAAUAACGUUGAGCUGGCGCCUGCGCCAGCGCCGCCAGCACCAGUGAUAAUAUCGAUACCACAAUUGCCAACUGUGCCGCGAUGGCCCCCGCCGCCUCUUCCUAAGAUGAAAAAGAUAGUGCCUGCGCCUCUCCGUCCUUGUACGACACCAAACUGCAGCGGCCUCAUCCACGCCUCUUCAGCUGCGCAUCGUUGUCCAGCAUGCGUGAUGAAGGACUGGAAGAACAGAAUAAAAGGUAAAGAGCGAGAGAAGAGGGAACGCGUGGGGAUAAUCAUCAUUCCAGCCAAGCGCAAGAGGGACGAAUGGAAGCCCUCAGAACCAACUCGCCCUUCGACCUCAGUACCUAGCACUACCGCCCCUCCCCCUGAGAAGGAAUCCACAUCCGGAUGGGACAGCGACCUCACGGAUCUGAGCAGCAGCGAUGAAGAGUCGCCCUUCGCAGGAAUAAACCAACGACGAAUGGCUGACUCUGGACAUUCGGGAGAUACCACGAGCGAGGACGAUGAGCCUCUUCCCCAAUCAGCACGUCAAGUACGUCCGCCCGCACAGCCAGUGAAGUUGGUAAUCCGGAUUCCUCCUAGAGGCCCAGAGAAAAUCGCUGCUGCUUCUGCUGCUUCGUCGUCGGUCGCCUCAUCUUCUAGUGCAACUCCCGAUCCCCAGAGAAGGUGUGUAAUCGAUGCGUGUGCCGCUCCCCUUGACCAUGAAUACGCAUGGAAAUGCUGCAAAUCCUGUCGAAAGCACCACCGAGAGUACCAGCGAAAGCGGCUCGGAAUCACGAAGGGAACGUAUAACCUCGACAAGGAGGAAAAGAGCCUGAGUCCAAAACCGGAUGAGCAAAACCUCCCGCCUGGGUACCGGACAUGCACCAUCCGGCAUUGUAGCACCGUCAUCCCACCUGUGGAGGCGUACAAGUGGAAAAUGUGCACAGGGUGUCGUCAGAGGACGAAAAUGCUGAGGAAGCGUAGGCAGGAAGGAGUAGAGGUGGAGGCGACCAAUAGUGAGCCUUUUCGGAGGAGGGCACGCAAUCCGGCAUAUCCUGAAUACGGCUCGUUCCCACAGCUCCUCAGCGAUUAUCAACAGCGUCUACGAGGGUUCUUCGAGGCACAGGCAGAGUGGAUUAUCAUCAAGUAUCAGCAGGAAAAUAGCAAAAGAAGUAACACGAAGAAAGACGACGAAGUUGAUAGGUACUCGUCAAUGGACCAACAAGAUACGGGGGGCGCUUGGCAGGAGAAGACGAUGACUAAAGAAGGCGAACUUUUUGGCUUUGAUGGUGAAUACUCUGUUGUCGCUCUGGACUAUGCAAUCUGUGACCGCCAAGCCGCUGUGAUCGAUUUUGUCGGCAGGUUGAAGGGCGAGAUGGAGAGGGUUGGCGGGGUCGCAUUUGACCCAAGGACCCGCCACGUAACCCUUGCGUAUGGAGGCAUCCUAACGCGUUAUCGCUGUGUGCACCGUAUUCACGUCACAAUGCAUGACCGAGCGGAGAAGAUUGACGAUAUAAGAAUCAUCAAAGAUAUGCAUGGCGAAUUGGAGAUUGCUACCCUCCCAGAGUACUCGCAUCCACUUUUCCCUGGACAGAGGACUGUGGUUAGAAUGCGGCUAAUGGGAUGAUAGGGAUUUCCUUCCGACAUGGAUGUGGAUGAUGAUGCAUUGAUGUUUCAUCUAUCAUUAUGUGUUGCUUACAGCCUGUAUCUCGAACCCGUUUGAAGUCUCCAAGUUCAAUGCAGACGCAUUAGUGAAAUCAAG
This is a messenger RNA of Guyanagaster necrorhizus, 2521 nucleotides long. RefSeq lists its product as uncharacterized. The transcript has 9 exons. Bases 122 to 2386 code for a protein of 754 amino acids. The record is from RefSeq and is a predicted model, not a curated record. Lineage: Eukaryota; Fungi; Basidiomycota; Agaricomycetes; Agaricales; Physalacriaceae.